This is a messenger RNA of Arachis duranensis, 1376 nucleotides long. RefSeq lists its product as uncharacterized. The coding region runs from base 73 to 1161 and encodes 362 amino acids. The record is from RefSeq and is a predicted model, not a curated record. The transcript is spliced from 9 exons. NCBI's taxonomy places the organism in Eukaryota, Viridiplantae, Streptophyta, Magnoliopsida, Fabales, Fabaceae.
UGGAAGGUAGUUUCCUUUUUCAGUGUUGCCAAAACCCUUUCAAAGCCCUAAUAGGCGAGGAAAAUACAGGCAAUGACCUCUUCUAUGGCGGUUCAGAGCUCCAAUCCCCGCGAAGCAAAACCUUCAAAGAACGAUCUCAGUUCUCACUUCUUCGUAUGGAGAGAGUUUGUGUGGGGAGCUGUUGCUGGGGCUUUUGGGGAAGGAAUGAUGCAUCCAGUUGAUACCAUUAAAACCCGAAUACAAAGCCAAGCUAUUCUCGCUGGAGUUCAGAAUCAGAAGAGCAUAUUGCAGAUGGUGCGACUUGUCUGGCAUGAGGAUGGAAUAAGAGGCUUUUACAGGGGUGUAGCACCUGGCGUUAUUGGGUCUCUUGCAACUGGUGCAACAUAUUUUGGUGUUAUAGAGUCCACUAAAAAGUGGAUUGAGGAUUCACAUCCUAGGCUUAAGGGCCACUGGGCACAUUUCAUUGCUGGAGCUGUUGGAGAUACUCUUGGUUCUGUUGUAUAUGUUCCAUGCGAAGUGAUGAAGCAACGCAUGCAAGUGCAGGGGACAUAUUCAUCUUGGAGUUCUAUCGCCAUGAAUGAAGGCAUUGCAAUGAAUUCUAGCCAAAAACUGUAUGGUUAUUAUACAGGGAUGUUCCAUGCGGGCUGCUCAAUAUGGAGAACACAGGGCUUAAAGGGUUUAUAUGCAGGAUAUUUCUCUACUCUUGCAAGGGAUGUUCCAUUUGCUGGCCUAAUGGUCAUGUUUUAUGAAGGUUUGAAAGAUGUUACUGAAUAUGGGAAGCAAAGAUUGACAUCCAACUCAAAUUGGCAUGUCAAUAACUCGUUUGAGGGACUCGUUUUAGGAGGAUUAGCUGGUGGUCUUAGUGCAUAUCUCACCACCCCGUUGGAUGUAAUCAAAACAAGAUUGCAAGUGCAGGGUUCAACUUUAAGGUAUAACGGUUGGUUGGAUGCAAUUUGCAAUAUAUGGGAAAAGGAAGGCAUGAAGGGGAUGUUCAGGGGUAGCAUCCCAAGGAUUUCAUGGUACAUUCCGGCUUCUGCACUUACAUUUAUGGCUGUGGAAUUUCUCAGAGACCAUUAUAAUGAAGGAGCCACUGACAAGAAGGUGCAAGAAGUUGCAAGACUAUCAGUCGACAAGAAGAAACCAAUGCAAGAGGUUUCUUAGAUCAACUUGUGGUGGGAACCACAUUUACUUCCCAUCAAAAUUUUUACAGAAGAUGGGAGGCUGUACAUCUGAAUUCUUAGACAUUCUCAUAUUUUAGACCCCCCAUUUUUUUGAACAUGCAAAAUUUAGCUUCUACAUCAAAAUUUUGGCUUUGUUGCUUUGGCUUAUAUUCAAUAAAACUAGGGUGGGGUGAGGGACUCGCAUCUUCUGAAGUU